AUGAGCGUAGCAUCGACAUUGGAGGAUAUAAGAAGCAAAGAGCACGACAUUGACAAAUACUUGUACCUGCGAAAUCUGCAGAGACAACGAGAACCAGAAUUUUACAGUUUGCUCGUGCAACACACAGAGGAGAUCCUUCCAUAUGUCUACACGCCAACGGUGGGAGAGGCGUGUCAGCGCUACCAUCACCUUCCACUGGUGCCACGAGGCUUGUACCUAGAUGCAGGCAGCAAAGACGAUUUCCUUGCGCUCAUGCGUGCCUGGCCACAGCAAGAAGUCAGGCAUGCACACUUUGAGGACCACAUGCAGAUCCAAACCUGGGUGGUGGUGGUGACUGAUGGGGAGAGGAUUUUGGGGCUGGGGGACUUGGGCACCGGGGGCAUGGGCAUAGCUGAGGGGAAGAUCCUGCUGUACACUGCCGCAGCUGGGGUGGAUCCUCGAGUGUGCCUGCCGGUGUUCCUGGAUGUGGGCACCAACAAUGAGAGCCUGCUUAAGGAUCCCUUGUACAAGGGCAUCAGAAAGCCACGCUUGAGAGGCGGCGCAUACCACGAAGUUGUGGCAAAUUUUAUGGCAGCAUUGAGGCAGUGGCAGCCGCAUGUGCUUGUCCAGUUUGAGGACUUUGCCAACCACAAUGCCUUCGAGCUGCUCAAUGAGUAUCGAGCAAACGCCUGUGUCUUCAACGAUGACAUUCAGGGCACAGCCUGCAUUACACUGGCAGGGCUACUAUCCGCACUGCGAGCAACUGGGAAGUCCCUUACUGAGCAGCGCAUCCUGUUCUAUGGCGCUGGAGAGGCCGGCACAGGCAUUGCAGAGCUGAUCGCCAUUGCACUUGAGCGACGACAUGGACUCACAAGAGAAGAGGCGCGGCAGCAUUGUUUGUUCAUGGACUCCAAGGGGCUUGUAUGUGCAUCGCGCACCGAUCUGCAGCCGCACAAGCUGCCCUUUGCGCAUGAUCAUCCAUUCCAAAGGGGCCUCCUUGACGCAGUCAACACCUUCCGUCCCACUGCACUGAUUGGCGUUUCGGCUGUGAAAAACGCCUUCACGCCAGAUGUCGUUCAGGCAAUGUCCAGCAUCAACGAGCGGCCCAUCAUAUUCCCACUGUCUAACCCGACAUCCAAAGCGGAGUGCACCUUUGAGGAGGCGUUCAAGGGCAGCGCAGGGUCAGUUUUGUUUGCUAGCGGCAGCCCCUUUCCUCCAAUCAACACCGACGGAGUCACCCAGCAUGCUGCACAGGCCAACAAUGCGUAUGUCUUUCCCGCCAUCGGCUUUGCUGCUGUGCUCACUCGAGCAUCCACCAUCUCCGAUGAGGUCUUUCUUGCUGCUGCCGAGAUGCUCUCCCACAUGACAACCCUGGAGGAGCUUAGUAGAGGGAUUAUAUUUCCUCGCUUCUCCGCUAUCCAGACGGUCUCAGCGUCGCUCACUGCGGCUGUCGCCGAGCAGAUGGUCAGGGCAGGGGAAGGAAAAGGGCCGCCUCGGCCGGCUGGCCAGUCUGCAUGGGAAGCAUAUGUGCGGUCAAAGAUGUUCAAAGUUCCUCUGCAGUCUAAAUUAUGA
Molecule: messenger RNA, 1551 nt
Organism: Coccomyxa subellipsoidea C-169
Lineage: Eukaryota; Viridiplantae; Chlorophyta; Trebouxiophyceae; Coccomyxaceae
Product: cytosolic NADP malic enzyme
Exons: 10
Coding region: 1-1551 (516 amino acids)
Biological process (GO): malate metabolic process; pyruvate metabolic process
Molecular function (GO): NAD binding; malate dehydrogenase (decarboxylating) (NAD+) activity; malate dehydrogenase (decarboxylating) (NADP+) activity
Source: RefSeq, a predicted model, not a curated record